AUGCUGCCCGACUCGCCCAUAGCGGCCAAGUGCUUCAACGAGGACCAGAAGCGCCUCAUGGUUAAGCGUGUGCGGGCCAACGAGACGGGCAUUCAGAACAAGACGUACAAGCGCUACCAGAUGAUCGAGACCGUCACCGACCCCGUCGUGUGGUGCUACGUCAUGCUUCAGGUCACUUCCACCCUCAUCAUUAGCGGGCUUGGCGUCUUCUCCAACCUCAUCAUCUCCUCGUUCGGAUUCACGUACCUGCAGACGCAGCUCUUAAACAUUGCACAGGGUGCCGUCACCAUCAUUGUCAUGGUUAGCAGCGCGACCUUAGCUACUUAG
Molecule: messenger RNA, 327 nt
Organism: Colletotrichum lupini
Lineage: Eukaryota; Fungi; Ascomycota; Sordariomycetes; Glomerellales; Glomerellaceae
Exons: 2
Coding region: 1-327 (108 amino acids)
Cellular component (GO): membrane
Molecular function (GO): transmembrane transporter activity
Source: RefSeq, a predicted model, not a curated record